Helicoverpa armigera (cotton bollworm) is the source of this 571-nucleotide messenger RNA. RefSeq lists its product as uncharacterized. The record is from RefSeq and is a predicted model, not a curated record. The transcript has 6 exons. NCBI's taxonomy places the organism in Eukaryota, Metazoa, Arthropoda, Insecta, Lepidoptera, Noctuidae. The coding region runs from base 73 to 558 and encodes 161 amino acids.
UUUCGCAAGUUUGCAAACGUGCUCACUUGAGUAUUUAUUUGACGUGUCGCACUUUCGAAAAUAUCCUUCAUAAUGUUAAGGAUAUCCGUUUGUUUUUCUAUGUUCUUAGUCCUCAACAGUUUGAUAAGGAGAUGCCACUGUGUUGUGUAUACGUAUGAAGAUAUUGAAUUAAGGAGAAUAUUUCCAAGUGAAUUCCCUCAAGAUACUGUACGGAAAAGUGGUUCAGCAGAUCCGGAGCAUUUAGGUCGAUUUGCCGAAUUAAAAAGCUAUUUCAAAUAUCCGAAAGCUAAAGUAAACGCCCAUUUCGAGGAAUUGAUUUGCUAUGAGAAGAAUGACAAAAAGGAACCGCUGACGGCGGUUAUGAUGCUGACAUCAUCAACAGGAACAAGGCUAAAUCUGUUGAUGUGUAGAAUAGAUGUAGACCGCUAUUCUCCGGAAGAGGACAUGUACUACAUGUCUCCGGCAGCCGACAGUCACGUGGAUCGUCGCCGAGUCUACUGCUUCAUGCUGCUCUGCUUCACGGAAGACGAACUCGACCGAGUGGUGGCUUCGUUUUAAAUACACGAUGUUU